GCAAUUACUACUACUACUACUACUACUACUACUGUUUCUCUUCAAUCUCAAUCAUCAAUCCCCUCGAACAACAUACAAGAACAAACAACAACAACCGCCACUGUUUCCGCCACCACUUUCCAAAACCGGAAAACCUGACCCGACCCGGUUUCUAUGUAACUCGCUUUUUCUAUAAAGUAGGCGUGAACACGCACACUGUUUUCUUGUCCCCUCCGUGAAAAUAGAAAGAGGGUCGUUUUCUGUUACGACGUUUGCUGCUCAUCUUUCUGCAGUGACUCCUCACUGUGCUGCUGCUGCUCUGUUUUGCUCUGGUUUGUUUUCUUCCUCGAGAUCCGGUGAGCUUUGGGAUUCGUUGCUGCUUGCUACUUUGACUGAGAUCUGCUUGGUACUUUGGGUGGUGGGGGUUGAGGAGGAUUGGAAGCGAAUGAAGGGUAGGAGUACAAGUGUUGUCUUUUGUAGUGAUACUGGUUUCGGUUGAGGAUUCAAAGCGUGGGAAUCUUCUGGGAGUUUCAGUUUGUUUUGGUUGGUGAAUGGUACAAAUAAUGAUAUUCUGGAGUAGGAAGGAAGAGAAGAAAGGGGUUUAUCUGGUGGGAAUUUCUUUGCUGCUCAACUUGUAUACUUAAAAUUGUGCUGAAAUCAUUGAUUUUGGACUAGCUUUUAAAGGUUUGAAGUUGCUGAAAUGAAACUCUCUUCAGCUGGUUUUAGUUCUCCACCCCAGGAAGGAGAAAAGCGAGUUCUAGAUUCAGAACUUUGGCAUGCUUGUGCUGGUCCUCUUGUUUCUUUACCAGCUGUAGGAAGCCGCGUAGUCUACUUUCCACAAGGUCACAGUGAACAGGUUGCUGUAUCUACCAACAGGGAAGUGGAUGCUCACAUCCCCAACUAUCCAAGUUUACCUCCCCAACUUAUCUGUCAACUUCAUAAUGUGACUAUGCAUGCAGAUACUGAGACAGACGAAGUAUACGUGCAGAUGACCUUGCAACCUCUGAAUCCUGAAGAGCAGAAGGAGGGAUACCUUCCAGCAGAGUUGGGGACAGCGAGUAAACAGCCAACAAAUUAUUUCUGCAAAAUUUUGACGGCCAGUGAUACAAGCACUCAUGGGGGAUUCUCUGUUCCUCGCCGGGCAGCUGAAAAAGUUUUUCCUCCAUUGGACUUUUCACAGCAGCCUCCUUGUCAAGAGUUAAUUGCAAGGGAUUUGCAUGGUAAUGAAUGGAAAUUCAGACAUAUCUUCCGUGGCCAGCCGAAAAGGCAUCUACUUACAACAGGAUGGAGUGUCUUUGUGAGUGCUAAAAGACUAGUUGCUGGUGAUUCUGUGCUGUUUAUCUGGAAUGAAAAGAAUGAAUUGCUUCUCGGCAUUCGGCAUGCUAAUAGACCACAACCUAUGAUGCCUUCAUCGGUGCUGUCAAGUGAUAGCAUGCACUUGGGGCUUCUUGCUGCUGCAGCUCAUGCAGCUGCAACAAAUAGUCGUUUCACCAUUUUCUAUAACCCGCGUACUAGCCCAUCAGAAUUUGUCAUACCUUUAGCGAAGUAUGUUAAAGCUGUGUAUCAUACUCGAGUUUCAGUUGGUAUGCGCUUCAGGAUGCUAUUUGAAACAGAGGAAUCUAGUGUGCGGCGAUAUAUGGGCACGAUAACUAGCAUUAGUGACAUGGAUUCUUCCCGGUGGCCAAAUUCACAUUGGCGCUCCGUCAAGGUUGGCUGGGAUGAAUCCACAGCAGGUGAGAGGCAACCUCGAGUAUCUCUAUGGGAAAUUGAGCCAUUAACAACAUUUCCAAUGUACCCAUCUCCAUUCCCCCUUAGGCUCAAAAGACCAUGGCCUCCAGGAAUGCCUUCAUUCCAUGGCUUGAAGGAUGAAGAUUUUGGCUUAAAUCCUUCUCUAUUGUGGCUUCGAGACGCAGAUAGAGGACUUCCGUCUCUAAAUUUUCAGGGGAUUGGUGUUGGUCCUUGGAUGCAGCCACGACUUGAUCCCUCCAUGGUUAAUUUCCAAUCAGAUACAUACCAAGCUAUGGCUGCAGCUGCACUUCAGGAUAUGAGGGCUUUAGAUCAUUCCAAACAGCGUCACGCUUCUUUACUUCAAUUUCAGCAACCCCAGAACAUCCCGAACCAGAUGUUUCAGCAGUCUCAACCUCAGCAGGCCUUUCCAAAUAAUCAAGAAAAUCAACAUCGAUCUCCAUCUCAGGCUCAAAGUCAAACACAUUUCCAGAAUCAUCUACAGCAUCAGCACUCAUUCAAUGAUCAGUUGCAGCAACAACUGCAACAGCAACAGCAAGUGUUAGAUCAUCAGCAGAUUUCAAGUUCUGUAUCUACAAUGUCUCAGUUUGUUUCAGCACCUCAAUCUCAAUCACAACCUGUCCAGGCUAUUUCUUCGCUUGGCCAUCAGCAAUGUUAUUCUGAUUCUAAUGGGAACCCGGUAACUACCACUGUAGUUUCUCCCCUGCAUAGUAUAUUGGGUUCAUUUCCCCAAGAUGAAACAUCUCACCUUCUCAACCUUCCUACUAGAACAAACUCUUGGGUUCCUGUUCAACCUUCUACUGCAUCAUGGCCCUCCAAGCGUGUUGCAAUGGACCCUCUCCUUUCUUCUGGAGCAUCUCAAUGUAUUACCUUGCCGCCAUUUCCUGGUAGGGAAUGUACAAUAGAAGGAAGUGCUGAUCCACAAAACCUUUUAUUUGGUGUUAACAUAGAGCCCUCCUCACUUCUAAUGCAUAACGGGAUGUCAAGCCUUAAGGGGAUCAGCAGCAAUAGUGGCUCAUCAACCAUACCUUUUCAAUCUUCUAGGUAUCUGAAUACCACAGGCAAUGAUUCUUCAUUGAAUCCUGGAUUGACACAAAGUAUUGGUGAAUCAGGCUUCCUGCAAGCUCCAGAAAAUGGAGAUCAAGGAAACUCACCUUCCAGAACCUUUGUGAAGGUUUACAAGUCAGGGUCCUUCGGAAGAUCGUUGGAUAUCACGAAAUUCUCCAACUACCACGAGCUACGCAGCGAGCUUGCUCGCAUGUUUGGCCUUGAAGGUGAGUUGGAGGUCCCUGUAAGAUCAGGCUGGCAGCUUGUAUUCGUUGACCAAGAGAAUGAUGUUCUUCUUCUUGGUGAUGGCCCCUGGCCGGAAUUUGUAAAUAGUGUCGGGUGCAUCAAGAUACUUUCCCCUGAGGAAAUGCAGCAAAUGGGAAACAAUGGCCUUGGGCUUCUGAACUCCGUUCCAAUUCAGAGGCUCUCUAAUGGCUUCUCUGAUGACUACACUGGCCCUGACGACCCUAGAAAUUCAAGCUCUGGGAUAACAACCGUGGGGUCUUUAGACUACUGAAACAUGUCACAAUUCAAACUGUGAAUUUCUUCUCUCUUGUAUUAUUAUCACUCCUCAACGAAGGUGGGAAGUUCUGCCUAGUUGUAAUUUUAUAACCUACUUUUUAAGCCUUUUGUUUACCUGUUUUUUUUUAUACUUUUUAUGCUUAGGAAGGACCAUUCAUAAGCUGAACACUGUCACUGUAGCUAUAUGGCAUCUUAACAUUGUGUUACAAUAUACUGGUUACUUAGAGUUCAAUGCAUGAAGACAACUCUUUCUAUAA
Lotus japonicus is the source of this 3551-nucleotide messenger RNA. Its product is annotated as auxin response factor 6-like. The coding region runs from base 680 to 3289 and encodes 869 amino acids. Gene Ontology annotation, biological process: response to hormone; regulation of DNA-templated transcription. The transcript has 14 exons. NCBI's taxonomy places the organism in Eukaryota, Viridiplantae, Streptophyta, Magnoliopsida, Fabales, Fabaceae. The record is from RefSeq and is a predicted model, not a curated record. Gene Ontology annotation, cellular component: nucleus. Gene Ontology annotation, molecular function: DNA binding; protein binding.